AUGGAAGUCGUCUAUUUUAUGGGUAUUCCCGAGGGUGCUGUAGGGGUAUACACGUUACUGGGCUGUAAAAAUGCCUUUGGCGUGGUAGAUGCGAUUAAUAAGAACGCUGAUGAUGAUGCGUCUGACUUACGACCAAUGCAACACAGGCAGAGUCAAUCAAGAUAUCUGCUCUCUGACUUGUCCAACUGUGUAUAUGACGUGCAUAAGAGAAUUUACGUUUGA
Messenger RNA from Paraglomus brasilianum, 222 nucleotides. The record is from the annotation of a GenBank genome assembly. Lineage: Eukaryota; Fungi; Glomeromycota; Glomeromycetes; Paraglomerales; Paraglomeraceae.